Messenger RNA from Leguminivora glycinivorella, 878 nucleotides. RefSeq names its product proteasome assembly chaperone 2. Lineage: Eukaryota; Metazoa; Arthropoda; Insecta; Lepidoptera; Tortricidae. The transcript has a single exon. The record is from RefSeq and is a predicted model, not a curated record. Gene Ontology annotation, cellular component: cytosol; nucleus. The coding region runs from base 112 to 855 and encodes 247 amino acids. Gene Ontology annotation, biological process: proteasome assembly.
CCAAAACAAAAAUAAUUUGCCGAUGACAUGCGGUUUUUUAAGCUUCAAAAUUUAUAAUUUUUCAAUCAAAUCUUAGUUUGUUUUUUAAAUAAAUCCUUCUGUGAAACAAAAAUGGUUCAAAACAAUCUUUGGAAGUUCUUCCAUGCUGGUGAUUUGAAGGGGUUUACAUUGAUAAUUCCGAGUGUUGCAGUGGGAAAUGUUGGGCAGCUUGCUUGUGACUUGCUAAUUUCGUCUUUAAAUAUGAAGAAAAUUGCAUCUGUAUACAGCCCUGCUCUUAUCCCUGUUGCCGGGUAUGAUCCGUAUGACUUGAAGUCAAGCAAACUUUCAAGCAGUUGUGAAGCAUACAAGUGUGGAGAAAAACAAUUGGUUAUUCUACAGCUAAGAGCACCUCUCGUCUUUGAGUACGCUCAAAAUUUCCUUGAAGAUGUUGUGAACCAGUUCAAAGCAAAACAAAUUAAGGAUAUUAUAGUGCUCACCAGCAGUUUUGCUCAUGAAAGGAAACAUAUAAUGACAUCUCCAUUUAGAUACUUAGCAAGUGAGUCUUCUCCAUAUGAAGAGUCCAUGAAAUCUUUGAAUUGGUUGGUGCAUGAAUCAUUGGAAGGGGGCAUUAAAAUAUAUGGAGGGGGCUUUGCAACUCAAAUAUUUCAAAUUUGUAAAGAAUAUGACAUGCCCUCUCUAAUAAUAUAUAAAUACUGUUCGGAAGGAGAUAAUAUUCCUGAUGCCUAUGAAAUGAUUCAUUAUUUAAAUAGUCUUCUACAGUUGUACAGUGAAGGAUCAAAUUUGUUGUCAGAAUUAAUACAACCUGUGUCAUGGAAACUUCUGUUUGGCCGACCACCACCUAGAGAUAUUUACUAAUAAAUUAUACUUUUCCCAAUGCA